AGUUUUGUUGUUUCAAUCAACUCCCGCCCAACUCGGCUUGCGACCAAUCGCAUGCAAUCUUUUUUUUUUCUAGACACGGUGGUCGCCACAGAAUAGAGCAGGUAGUUCAUAUAUGUGCAAUGAUGCAUUUUUGUACUGAGGAGACCAGGACUGCACACAGUGUUCUAUAUGGGGUCUAACUUGGGCAUUGUAUAAUCUACGCAUAACCUCUCUAGACUUGUAUUCCACGCUUUUUGCAAUAUAGCCAUUCGAUUUGCCUUUUAUUUCCUCACCACAUUGGCAAGAGACUUUUAAUGAUGACUCCCCUAUAACCCUGAAAUAUCCUUUUCAAGGAUUUCAUGGGUACCAUGCACAAAAUAAAUAAAUAAAUGCCAGGAUUAUGCAAGGGAUGUACGAAUCACACAACACGUUUGCAAGAUUUGAAUUGAGAAAAAAGAUUACUGCAAUGAUCAUGUACAUUUGUGCAAGGUGUGCAGGAAACUCAUUUAUUUGACUUCAUUUGGGAAAACAAAGUCACAAGCCUUUGCUCACGGGUUCGCCUGGUCUCGAGCUUGAUAAGCAUUGUACCUGACACUGCUCGGUGACGUAACAACCUCCCAUUCUAGACUCCUCCAGGAGAGACUGUGGUGAGGGACCGUGUGUUACUUCUGUUUUUGACUUUGCCAAAAAUCAACCUGCAACAACUGGGACACUGCAAACACGACGACUACCAACGUCUGUCAUUUUCUGGUGGAAUACUGAAAAGCAUUCUUUUUUUGUUGUGGAAUGGCCCGUUGUUUUCAACAACCUUUUUUUUUUUUUUUUACUGAACCAUAAUUUGACUAUAUAGCUUAACAUUACAUGAAAAACUAUUUAUUUUGUUUAUUUUGUAGUAUUUGCCUGAGCCCAUAUAUUUUGAAACCUGAAUCUAUAUUUUGGACAGGCCUUAAGAACGGCAGUACUUAAUCUGAGCAGCGGUGCCCUGUCCCGGCAGUGAGAUGGCUCGGAGUUGCAGCUUGGAGUGUUUGGAGAACCAGCUCCUGUGUCCUAUCUGCCUGGAGGUGUUCGCCGAGCCCCUGAUGCUGCAAUGCGGCCACUCCUAUUGCAAGUCGUGCUUGAGCUCGAUGACCCUUGACCCAUACGGCCAGCUCCGGUGCCCCGUGUGCCGCUGCGAGGUGGACGGGGGCAGCUCCCCUCCCAACGUCUCCCUGGCCCGGAUUGUGGAAGCCAUGAGGGAGCUGAACGACUCUCACCCGGAGCUGGAGAGCUGCCUGCAGCACCACAACCCGCUGAGUCUCUUCUGCGAGCAGGACCAGGAGGUCAUCUGCGGGCUGUGUAGCAGCAUUGGCGCCCACCGGAACCAUAAAAUCACCCCGCUGACCAGCGUGUACAGCAGGAUGAAGGAGGAUCUUUCUGCUUUGUUGACUGAAAUUCAGACGCAGAAAAGAAAGCUGGAGGAGCAGAUCUGCAAAAUGGCUUACAACAAAUCCCGAAUCACAAACGAGUGUGACGUUUUCAAGUGGGUGAUCCGGAAGGAGUUUGGGGAGCUGCGGCGCUGUCUUGAGGAGGAGGAGUCCAUCUUCAUGCUCACUGUGGAGAGCAGGGCAGCGGCGCUGAUCAGCACCCUCCAGAAACAGGUGGAUGAGAUGGCAGAGAACCUGGGCAAGUUCCAGGAGAUCGAGGGGACCCUGGAGCAGCUGAACAAUGAGAGCCAACUCAGCUUCAUCAGGAAGUAUGGCUCCAUUGCUCCUGGAUGCAGAGAGGCUCAGCAGAAGCAGCAGAGGCGAGACAGGGUCUACAGCGCCAUCACCUUCAAACCAGGCUUCCACCACGACGACAUUAAGAUCACAGUCUGGAAGAAGCUGCACAGGAGGGUCCUGCCAGCCCCAGAGGCUCUGAAGCUGGACCCCCUAACAGCCCACCCCAUGCUCAAACUGAGCCUCAAUGACACGGUGGUGGAGUGCGGAGCCCUGGUCAACCGGCUGCCUAACAACCCUGAGCGUUUUAGCUACAGCUACUGCGCGCUCACCAGCCGCGGCUUCUCCUCGGGAAAGCACUACUGGGAGGUGACCGUCGGCAGCAAGAGCAAAUGGCGCCUGGGGCUCAUUAAAGGGACUACCAGCCGCAAAGGCAAGCUGCCCAAGAACCCUGAGAGCGGCGUGUGGCUCAUCGGCCUGAAGGACAGCCGGCUGUACGAGGCCUUCGCCAGCCACCGCACCGCCCUGCCCUUGGCGUCGCGGCCCGCCAAGAUCGGAGUCUUCCUGGACUACGAGAAGGGAGAGCUCACCUUUUAUAAUGCAGACAGCCCCCAGGAGCUGAGCUUCAUCUACAGCUUCCAGACCGAGCUGCAGGGCAAGGUGUACCCGCUCCUGGACACCUGCUGGCACGAGAGAGGAGGCAACACACUGCCGCUCAUCCUCACCCAGCCACACGCGGGCAAGCGUGCCUCAGAGCCAGAGCCAGCAUCCUUAACACAGAAGUGACGGAAGUACUGGGCAUAAAACAAACACGUCUUCAAGUGUAUUUAGAAUGAAUUGCAUAGGGAUAUACUUGUCUUCAAGUGUACAGAGAAUGAAUUGCAUAGGGUAGGUUAAGCUGGGAUAAAGGGUAUCUAUUCAGUAUAAUUAUUAUUCAUUUUUUGAAUGUACAUGCAACUGUCUGUGUUACUGAGCACCAGGGAUUGUAAAUAAAUGCAAUUCCUGUUUAUAAAAUAAAUAAACAAAUGUACUCAACAAAACUGUUUAUCUGAAGUUCUAUGUUUUAGAGUUAAUGUCACCCUCACGGCUACAAACCAGGUACUGAUUUAGGAGGACUGAA
Acipenser ruthenus (sterlet) is the source of this 2796-nucleotide messenger RNA. Its product is annotated as E3 ubiquitin-protein ligase TRIM50-like. Lineage: Eukaryota; Metazoa; Chordata; Actinopteri; Acipenseriformes; Acipenseridae. Gene Ontology annotation, molecular function: protein binding; zinc ion binding. The coding region runs from base 978 to 2462 and encodes 494 amino acids. The transcript has 6 exons. The record is from RefSeq and is a predicted model, not a curated record.